Ruditapes philippinarum (Manila clam) is the source of this 1771-nucleotide messenger RNA. RefSeq names its product ribonucleoside-diphosphate reductase small chain-like. Lineage: Eukaryota; Metazoa; Mollusca; Bivalvia; Venerida; Veneridae. Gene Ontology annotation, biological process: deoxyribonucleotide biosynthetic process. Gene Ontology annotation, cellular component: cytosol. Gene Ontology annotation, molecular function: ribonucleoside-diphosphate reductase activity, thioredoxin disulfide as acceptor. The record is from RefSeq and is a predicted model, not a curated record.
UAUACAAAGCAUCGGCAUAUAAUUCUUCAGUACAACUGGACAUUUCAUUCUGACAAGAUAGAAAAUUUUUUGGAGGGAACAUAAUUCAACUUUUGUAUUCUAAACUUUCAACAUAACAUCAUGCUGUCAACAAGUUCUGCACGAAAAGAAAACGAAUUGUCAUCAAAUCUUGGCAAAAUGAAGAUAAUCGACGAAAAUCAACCAAAGAAAAAAGUUCUUGGAGAAAUAACCAACUUGCAAAGAACAACCAACAGCGGAACCUUAAAGACUGAGGUGCCUAAACCAGUUGAGAAAAGGUCUGAAAAAGAAAUUGAACCACUCUUGAAAGAUAACCCAAACAGAUUUGUUGUUCUGCCCAUCCAAUACCAUGAUAUCUGGAAAAUGUACAAGAAAGCAGAAGCAUCUUUCUGGACUGCUGAGGAGGUUGACUUAUCUAAAGACUUGUCACAUUGGGAGGCCCUUAAACCAGAAGAAAAACAUUUCAUCUCUCAUGUACUUGCCUUCUUUGCUGCAAGUGAUGGAAUUGUAAAUGAAAACUUGGUUGAGCGAUUUAGCAAGGAGGUUCAAGUGACAGAGGCAAGAUGUUUUUAUGGAUUCCAAAUAGCAAUGGAAAAUAUUCACUCUGAAAUGUACAGUUUGCUCAUUGACACAUACAUCAAAGAUCCAAAAGAAAGAGACCAUCUAUUUAAUGCUAUAGAGACAAUGCCUUGUGUAAAAGAAAAGGCUGAUUGGGCAAUUCGUUGGAUCAAUGAUGGACAGUCACCCUAUGGAGAAAGAGUUGUAGCUUUUGCAGCAGUUGUCAUCUUUUUCUCUGGGUCUUUUGCUUCUAUAUUUUGGUUAAAGAAGCGUGGUAUUAUGCCUGGACUAACCUUCAGUAAUGAGCUUAUAAGUAGGGAUGAGGGUCUUCAUUGUGACUUUGCUUGUUUGAUGUUCAGUCACUUGGUAAAUAAACCUUCACAAGAACGAAUCUACCAAAUUAUAGAUGAAGCUGUGAAAAUUGAACAGAAAUUCCUUACAGAAGCUCUUCCGUGUAGAUUAAUAGGAAUGAAUGGUGAUCUUAUGAAGCAGUACAUUGAAUUUGUAGCAGACAGACUGCUUCUAGAACUAAAGUGUGAAAAGCUUUACAACAAAGAAAAUCCUUUUGACUUCAUGGAACAUAUAUCACUUGAAGGAAAGACAAACUUUUUUGAGAAACGUGUGGGUGAAUACCAGAAAAUGGGAGUGAUGGGCGGAGGUAGUUCAGACAGUCAUGCCUUCACUUUAGAUGCUGACUUCUAAUGAUAGACAGAAUAGAUGCAUCAUGAGUGCCUUAUUUUACCCCGAGUGUGUUCAUUUCAAUAGGAUAUGAUCUCAGCUACUGUUGACUUAUAUACUUAGUGUUGAAAGUUUGUUGAUGGAUUAUGUCCCAACAAAAUCAUAGAAGUAGAUUGAAAAUAGUGCCAGAAUUUAUUUAUCAUUUUUUUAUGUGCAAUUUUAACUCUUAAUCCAUUUAGUUUUACAAUAUUUAUUUUUGUAAAUAUUUGGUUUGUCAUUUUUUUUAAUCAUAGAUUUUACUCUUUAAUUUAGUUUUAGAUAAAAAAAAAUGAUUAUGGAACUUGAUACCUUUAAAAAAAAACAAUAAUUAUGUGAAUGAUUUUUAGACUGAGGAGUCUGUUUUUUAAAUGCGGGUAUAUGUGAAUUAGUUUUAUUUAUUGUAGUUUUAAUUGAUCUGGCAUGUUGCGUUUUAUUAAAUUGUAUUGUCAUAAUUAUAUGCAUUAAAUGUUAAAAAAUA